Lachancea fermentati is the source of this 2031-nucleotide messenger RNA. The record is from the annotation of a GenBank genome assembly. Lineage: Eukaryota; Fungi; Ascomycota; Saccharomycetes; Saccharomycetales; Saccharomycetaceae.
AUGCUGUCGUCAGUCGAGGAGCUUGGGGAAAUAGAUAGACAGAUCGAGGAGGUCAAUGAGAAGCGUAGCGAGCUGGCCGGUCAGUUACAGCUGCAAACGCAGCAGGAAGAGGAGUUGCUCACACAGUUGGACGCGGUGAACGAGCAACUCGGCGAAGUGGCAGAAGAGGUGGGCCGCGCGCGGACGUGCGCAGAUGUGGAGCAACUACGCAUCAAAUAUGGCCCUCUUGCGGUGUUAGCUCAGUUGGAACAGCUGUUCCGCGAGCGGGACGCGCGCGCCGGCGCGGUGCAGGCGGCGGACGCGUUGCAGCGUGCGAUGGACGUACUGAGCAAGCUGGAAACGCGCACAUAUACAUUGGAGUCGCUCCAGGAGCUGCGCGAGCUUCAUUCCACCAUCCGCGAUGUGGCAGCGCAGGUGCCUGACGAAGAGGCCACCGCCCGUGCAUACGCACGUUUCAACGCGCUCGUGGAGCGAAUCGGCCGCGAGAGCGCGCAGAUAUUCGAAAAAGAGCUCCUAGCGGCCAAAUGGGACACUCAACAGUUCGUGCGCACCGAAUCGGCAAUGCAGCACCUACGUGAGCUCUCGAGCAGCCUCUACAGUCUUAAUGAACUGUUGCUGCCGCAUGCAGAUUCUGACGCGAUGUGGAACUUUGAUUGCAUGGCAAACAACUUCAAAAUCAAGUUUAUUUACCAUUUCAAUGGCAGCUCCAUGCAACAGACGCAGUCCAUUGAAAUGUACUUCCAAUUCCUCGACAAAUAUCUCGACCAGAAUUUAUGUAAAUGCAUUGAGAUAUUUCAAGAUGAAAGGGCGGGAGUCACACCGGGGCUCGUCCAUCAGCAAUUCAUUAACCGCGUGCUGGAGCCAAUCCGCCACAAAGUAAACUCCACUAUGGUAAAGACAGCGCAAACGCAUUCCAAAGAAGGUCUCAACACCAUGCUGGUUCUCAUCUCGCAGGUCUUUAUCAACGACAAUGCUCUGUUGAAGAAACAUUAUUACGACGGAGUUGGUCUGGUGUCCAUGAUCCCCAACCAAAUUCUAGACAAGUGGCUAGCGUUUGAAACAGACUCCACCACGGCCCAAUAUUCAAAAAUAUGCAACGGACCAUUGAAUAGAAAUGGCUUUGAUCUACAGAAACUGCUACUAAAUUUGUAUGAAUACUUUGAACCCUUUUACAACCUUGAUUACGACAGACUGAUGGAUUACAAGUUCAAGAUCACAAAAGAGAUUUUCAUGGAUCUACCAAGCAAUUACAGAAAGUACAUUCUGACCCAUGGUGACGAUAGGGCUCCUUCCUAUAUUGAUGAGUCUCAACUUGAGCAGACCUUGUGGAAACUGCACAAUUUGGUACUGAUUCAACAAUUGCUUCAGGAGUUCGAAAAUAAGUUCAACUUCAUCAAUUUAACGCUCUAUUUCAAUGAUCUUACGUCUUCUUCGUACAGCACUGUAUUGAGUGACGUUUUGGGAUCUUAUGAGGAAGCCAUCGUGACUCUUAGGGAGUCAGUUAUACACCGGAUCAAAAAAAUGUUGAGCUCUACUUUAAGGGUUUACUUCAAGGUAAAUGAUUGGUCAACUAUCACUCCAGAACCAGAGCAAUGCAGCUCAGAAUUGGUUGGGGCUGUGAAUUUGUUGAAAAAAAUCUUUAUUACUAUGACACAAUUCGAUCUGACCGUUGAUAUACCGCUCAUCAUCAAGAAUGAGGUUUUAAAUAUCAUUAUACACUUUAUGGUGGAUUAUGUGGUAAACUUGAACAAAUUCAGCGAAAUGGGGCUGCAACAAUUAUUGAUAGAUUAUGAUUCUUUGAAAGAAACUCUCAAUUUUGAAGUCGAACAGGAUCCUCAAAAUGCAGAAGAGGCUGCAUUUUUCGAAACUAUAGCAAUCUUAAAACUUAAGCAUCAGGCUCCUAACACAGCAACCAAAUUCAUGACAAAGGAGUAUGUGGAAAAACGUGAUUUUGCUGAAUUUCGAAGCGCAUUAAAUAUUAUUUACUCCACCGAUAGUGAAAUUUCCAGUGCACUUUAUAGAGUUUUAUAA